Oryzias latipes (Japanese medaka) is the source of this 724-nucleotide messenger RNA. RefSeq names its product C-C motif chemokine 20. Lineage: Eukaryota; Metazoa; Chordata; Actinopteri; Beloniformes; Adrianichthyidae. The record is from RefSeq and is a predicted model, not a curated record. Gene Ontology annotation, biological process: immune response. Gene Ontology annotation, cellular component: extracellular region. Gene Ontology annotation, molecular function: chemokine activity.
ACCUGCAGCUCGGGUCCGAGUCACAGCAGCACCUUCGCUCCCCCUGAAGAGACUCGCUGAACACCUGAUCAUCACGGACGCAGACAUGGCCUCUCGAGUUGCAGCUUUGAUCUUGCUGGGUCUCCUCUGCGCUGGACUUGCAGCAGCCCAAGUUCCAAAGGACUGCUGCUUAUCAAUCCGCCAGGAAAAGUUGAACCCUAAAAACAUUGUGAGCUACUCCAUCCAGGAGGAAGGGGACGGCUGCCAAAUCAGUGCCUCCGUGUUUGUAAACAAACACGGCAAAAAGCUGUGUGUUGCUCACCCCAAAGAUUUUCCUUGGGCGCAGAAGAUCAUGAACCUUGUGGACAAGAGGAAACCAGCAUCCCAGUGAAAAGGUUAAGGCGGAGUCCACUUCUCACAGCUCGGCUGAGCGUCAAAGCGAGGAUGCUCGACGGUUUCUCUGCUUCCCCACAGCUAGAGGAGCCAGGGGGAACCUUUUAAACAUUUAAGCUAAUCUCUGCAUGUGUGUGUUUCGUUUCUGUGUUCUCUGUCCCGCAAAUGGCUGAAAACCUGUUCCUUCGUGUUCAUGGCGGCCGCGGAGCUGCUCACUGUGAAGACUGAUGCAGAGAGCACGUCCUUGUUGUCAUUCCUUGUUGUAACUGUUGUAAAUGUUAUAAAAUGGUGCUGCUUUUUUACGAAAUAUGUUAGACUGGAAAUGUCAAAUAAACUUUAUAUGGAUUUUGUA